UUUGUUUAUAAAUUCCCUCUCAGUUAUAAAACAUUACGGGCAGGAACGGCCCGUCAGUGUUGGACGGGUUGUGAUCCUCGACGUAACAUGUGUUACCGUUUGGUGCUUCUGCUUGUUGUGUUUACUUUCCGGUCCACGUCGUGUCAGCAGGCGGACCCCAGAACGUCCUCGAAUCGGCGACCAUGCGACACGGAACAAUUGGAAUACCGUCUGACCCGUCUCGAGGUCCAAGUGGGCGAGAAGUCGGAGCAUCUGCGUUCCGAAUUAAGGGAGGGAAACAGACGUCUACAGUCACUGGAGUACCAAUCCAACGAGGCCCAUUCGGCGUUGGAGAGCCUCAAGAACGAGCUGAGCAGGUACACCAGCAUUGAGCACGACCCUUACAGGAGGCAAAGCUGCGAGGGCACAUCGAGAUUGGAAAAGAGGAUCGACAAUUUGGCCAAGGGCGUUCAGAUAUUCGUUGCGGCUUUAAAGGUCGUCACUUCCGACGUAGGAUGGAUCAGCAAGAACAUGUCCAGCAUUGCGAAUGUCACGGACACGUUGCUUCAGCACCACCAUCACUUAGUGACGAAGCAAUUCCUAACCAACUCAUUGAUAGACAUCAAGCUGGCCCAACUCAGCCAUCAUCAUCAGACGUCUGCGAAUUAUGUCUCUCACUCAAAUCACAACUCCUCGGUGCCCAAAAAUUGCAAGGAAGUGAUGGAGACGGGCAAAACUACUUCUGGAGUCUACCUAAUACAACCCAGCCCCACAGAGAAGCCCUUUAUGGCUUUGUGCAACAUGGAAACCCGAGGUGGAGGCUGGACUUACAUCCACAACAGGUUUGAGGGGUCUCAAGACUUUUUCUUGAACAUGUUCGACUACAAGGUUGGAUUUGGUAACUUGGCAGGGGAGUUUUGGCUUGGAUUGGACAAAAUUCAUCUCCUGACAGGGUCGGAGAUUAAUGAGCUUUUGAUCGAGUUGGUCGACACCAAUGGCAAGAAAGCUUUUGCCCAAUAUUCGGCCUUCAGUGUUGGGUCUGAACUGGAGGAGUACGCCCUUAAAGUUCUUGGAGGUUACAGUGGAGAUGCUGGAGACUCCUUAACAUACCAUGCUGGAAGCAGGUUUAGCACCAAAGACAUGGAUAGGGAUGGCUGGGAAGAUGGUAACUGUGCCCAUGCUCAUGGGGGUGCCUGGUGGUACAGGGGUUGUGACACCAGCAACUUGAACGGUAAAUACCUGAACGGGGAGGUGCCGGAAACCUACAUGUAUCAAGGUAUGUACUGGGGUGAGUUCAGGGGUCCCCAAUACAGUUUGGCCCAGGCUAGGAUGAUGGUGAGGCCGAGGGAGGACAACCAACAGCCUAUUUUACCCGGGGAGCAAUAUCUUAAGAGUAAUUGAAGUUGUUUGACGCUUAAGCUUUAUGUGUUCAUGGAUUUGCCAUAACUUUCACUGCCUCAUCUACAUAUUUGAACGUACAAAAUGUUAAUACAUAUUUUUACAAUUAUA
Aethina tumida (small hive beetle) is the source of this 1488-nucleotide messenger RNA. RefSeq names its product angiopoietin-related protein 1. The record is from RefSeq and is a predicted model, not a curated record. Bases 88 to 1380 code for a protein of 430 amino acids. NCBI's taxonomy places the organism in Eukaryota, Metazoa, Arthropoda, Insecta, Coleoptera, Nitidulidae. The transcript has 6 exons.